Messenger RNA from Lampris incognitus (smalleye Pacific opah), 662 nucleotides. It is a transcript of the gene ndufb6, whose product is annotated as NADH:ubiquinone oxidoreductase subunit B. NCBI's taxonomy places the organism in Eukaryota, Metazoa, Chordata, Actinopteri, Lampriformes, Lampridae. Bases 89 to 472 code for a protein of 127 amino acids. Gene Ontology annotation, biological process: mitochondrial electron transport, NADH to ubiquinone; mitochondrial ATP synthesis coupled electron transport. The transcript has 4 exons. The record is from RefSeq and is a predicted model, not a curated record.
ACCAAGGGAAGUGUCCUCCGUGGUGUCAUUGCGGCUGGUGAGGUUGACUAACUGAGACGAAAUAAAAUACCACUUUUCCCCCCCCACUAUGUCUGGUUACACGCCGGACGAAAAGCUCCGCUUCGACCAGCUGGUGAAGCUCCGAAGACAAUGGCUUAAGGACCAAGAGCUUAGCCCGAGGGAGCCCGUGGUCCAACCAAAACCUCCCGGCGCCGUCGCAAAAUUCUGGUCCAGUUUUCUGGAGCCGAAGAGCCUGUGGAGGCUUUACACCUACAAAGCCUACUCAGCUGGAGUGUUCACAAUCACACGGUUGUUGAUACCUGCAUGGCUUGCUCACUACUAUAUGAAGUACCACAUUGCUGCUAGGCCAUAUGGCAUUGUUGAGCUGAAACCAAGACUCUUCCCAGGAGACACUAUUUUGGAGACUGGUGAAGUUGUUCCAGAUCUCCCUGAGAGCCAUGGUCACCACUGAAGACACAUUUUAAAGAUUUAUUUGCUCCUUGUAAAAAAAAAAUAAAAAAAAACGAUGUAUAUGUCAUAGAAAUGGUCAAGCGAGAACCAUUUUUAUUUGAAAAGUUAAUGAAAGGAAGUGGAAAUGGUAUUACACUGAAGAUGAGUAAGUAAAGGGUUUGCUGUUGUAGAAAUGAGUUUUUUUCCUACAU